UGACAGUGUAUCCGGCCAAUCAGCGUGGCUCAGAAAACUUUGUACAUGUCUAGCUUAGCCAAUCAAAUGACACUCCUUCGAGAGGCACUGCAGUGAAAGCUGCCUUUGUGUUGACAUUUUCAGGAUCAAGAGGAGAGGCCUCCAACGUCCUCCAUGAUGUUGUCCAGUAAGAAGUCAGACGCUGGCUCCUCUUCCUCCACCGCCUCAUCCACUACCGGCGCCGCUGGGGCGGAACGGGCCUCUGGGUCAGACGCCCAGUCUGGGCCGUCGGCCACUGUUCCCGGACCCGCGGACGUCAAGAAAAAGGAAAGGGCUUCCCCAAGCGGGGAGCCGGGGGGGCCCCCCCUGCCCCACCAAGCAGGUCCAGGAGCGGCGGAGCAGGACGCCGCGGAAGUCCGCAGGACGAGCCGUCGCAAGCGAGCAAAAGGCAAAGAUUGGAAAGUUUACCAUUAUUUCAAUUACCAGGUGGAGUACCGCGAGAUGGACGAGAGCCUGGCCAAUCUGUCUGAGGACGAAUAUUACUCUGAGGAGGAGCGCAAUGCCAAGGCAGAGAAGGAGAGGAAGCAGGUGGUGCCGCCGCCCGCACCCCCGCCGGAGGAGGAGAAUGACAGCGAGCCUGAAGAGCCCUCAGGUGUGGAGGGAGCCGCCUUCCAGAGCCGCCUCCCCCACGACCGCAUGACGUCGCAGGAGGCCGCCUGCUUCCCCGACAUCAUCAGCGGGCCCCAGCAGACCCAGAAGGUCUUCCUGUUCAUCCGGAACCGCACGCUUCAACUGUGGCUAGACAACCCUAAGGUGCAGCUGACGUUUGAAGCCACCGUGCAACAGCUUGAAGCUCCGUACAAUAGUGAUACUAUACUGGUCCACAGAAUACACAGCUACCUAGAGAGGCAUGGUCUUGUCAACUUUGGCAUUUACAAGAGGGUCAAGCCGUUACCCACUAAGAAGACGGGUAAGGUCAUCAUCAUCGGAGGGGGGGUGUCGGGUCUCGCCGCGGCCAGGCAGCUGCAGAGCUUUGGGAUGGACGUGACUGUUCUGGAAGCCAGGGAUCGUGUUGGCGGGAGAGUGGCCACGUUUAGGAAAGGCAACUAUGUGGCAGAUCUAGGAGCUAUGGUAGUGACCGGACUGGGAGGAAACCCCAUGGCUGUAAUAAGUAAGCAGGUCAACAUGGAGUUGGCCAAAAUUAAACAGAAAUGUCCUCUCUAUGAAGCCAACGGCCAGGCCGGGGAACGAUGCACGAGUGUGCCCAAGGAGAAGGACGAGAUGGUGGAGCAGGAGUUCAACAGGCUCCUGGAGGCAACCUCCUACCUCAGCCACCAGCUGGACUUCAACUUCCUCAACAACAAGCCUGUGUCCCUGGGACAGGCCCUGGAGGUGGUCAUCCAGCUGCAGGAAAAACACGUAAAGGACGAGCAGAUUGAACACUGGAAGAAGAUUGUCAAAACCCAGGAGGAUCUGAAGGAGCUGCUAAACAAGAUGGUGAACACCAAGGAGCGUGUGAAGGAGCUCCACCAGCAGUACAAGGAGGCCAGCGAGGUGAAGCCGCCCAGGGACAUCACGGCAGAGUUCCUGGUCAAGAGCAAGCACCGGGACCUGACCGCGCUCUGCAAAGAGUACGACGAGCUGGUGGAGCUACAGGUGAAACUUGAAGAAAAACUACAGGAGCUGGAGGCAAAUCCACCCAGCGAUGUUUACUUGUCCUCGAGAGACAGACAGAUCUUAGACUGGCACUUUGCCAACCUGGAGUUUGCCAACGCCACGCCCCUGUCCACCUUGUCUCUCAAACACUGGGAUCAGGACGAUGACUUUGAGUUCACUGGCAGCCACCUGACGGUGAGAAACGGUUACAGCUGUGUGCCCGUGGCACUGGCGGAAGGCUUGGACAUCAAGCUCAACACCGCAGUCAAACAAGUCCGAUACACGGCCUCCGGCUGUGAGGUGAUCGCGGUCAACACCCGCUCCACCAGCCAGACCUUCAUCUACAAGUGUGACGCGGUGCUGUGCACCUUGCCGCUGGGCGUGAUGAAGCAGCAGCCCCCCGCCGUGCAGUUCAUGCCCUCGCUGCCCGAGUGGAAGACCGCCGCCAUCCAGCGAAUGGGCUUCGGUAACCUCAACAAGGUGGUGCUGUGUUUCGACCGCGUCUUCUGGGACCCCAGUGUGAACCUGUUUGGUCACGUGGGCUCCACCACUGCCAGCCGCGGGGAAUUGUUCCUCUUCUGGAACCUCUACAAAGCUCCCAUCCUGCUGGCCCUGAUGGCGGGAGAGGCCGCCGGCAUCAUGGAGAACAUCAGCGACGACGUCAUCGUGGGCCGCUGCCUGGCCAUCCUGAAGGGGAUCUUCGGCAGCAGCGCCGUGCCUCAGCCUAAGGAGACGGUGGUGACGCGUUGGCGUGCCGACCCCUGGGCGCGGGGGUCCUACUCGUACGUCGCUGCGGGCUCUUCCGGAAACGACUAUGACCUCAUGGCUCAGCCCAUCACGCCCGGCCCCGCCAUCCCAGGGGCCUCGCAGCCCGUCCCGAGGCUGUUCUUCGCAGGGGAGCACACCAUCAGGAACUACCCGGCCACCGUGCACGGAGCCCUGCUCAGCGGGCUGCGGGAGGCGGGCCGCAUCGCCGACCAGUUCCUGGGGGCCAUGUACACCCUGCCCCGGCAGACCACAGCCCCGGCCGCCAGCAACCCCCCCCAGGCCCUGCCCGCCGCCGCCGUCUAGACCCGGACACACGCACUGAGACACACACACUGACACACACACACACACUCAUGGACGUCGGCGCCGACACGCAUACACACUCCUGACGAUGACGACUCCUGCCACUACUCCGAUUAAGUCUCCUCCCCCCCCCCCCCCCCCCCCCCACCUGCAUUUCAAGGCUUUGUCGCGCACACGCACAUACGCCCACACACGCAUACACCCACACAACAAGAUCCAAUAGAAAUGUGAAAUGGUGUGUUUGAGACGCUUUCUCGCUGGGAGGCCAGUCCUGUGGUUUGGUGUGUGUGUAUGGAUACACACACGCUCCUCCUUGUCAGAGUACAACGCUGCCAUACCUUCCAUAAAACAGUUCGGCUCGGCCACCACGACACGUGUGUAUUAUAAUACGUCAGUAGCAUUAUGGACCUGGGAUUUAGGAGUAAUGCUCAGAAAAAGUACAAGCAUUUUUUGUUUAGUUAUUCAGCUGUCCUAGUUUGGGGUAUAGUUAGAAAAGAGGAUAUAUUUAUACCUUAUCGAUGGUUCUAUGUAUAUAUAUAUAUAUCUACACAUUGGUAUGGAAGCCGAAGAUAAAGGCGCUAUCACUCCAUUGGAAUGUAUUUUCGGUUCAAUGUGAUGUAAAGGGCAUUUUCCUGGUUUAACUUGUCGCUGAAUAACAUUGCUAAGAGAAUGGUAGAUAUGUGGUGCCCAAAAACUAAAUAUUCCAUGUAGAAUGGGUAGUAUAGGGAGAAAAUAAAAUUAGAAAAAGAUUUUGUGAAUGUUUUUGUUACAAGUUUUAAAUGUCGUCACCAUACACUUUUUUUAUACAUUGUUUUUUUUUGUUAAUAAAAGAAUUGCAUCUCAA
Messenger RNA from Gadus macrocephalus (Pacific cod), 3550 nucleotides. RefSeq names its product lysine (K)-specific demethylase 1a (gene kdm1a). Gene Ontology annotation, biological process: regulation of DNA-templated transcription. Gene Ontology annotation, cellular component: nucleus. Lineage: Eukaryota; Metazoa; Chordata; Actinopteri; Gadiformes; Gadidae. The transcript is spliced from 22 exons. Gene Ontology annotation, molecular function: protein binding; flavin adenine dinucleotide binding; oxidoreductase activity. Bases 154 to 2706 code for a protein of 850 amino acids. The record is from RefSeq and is a predicted model, not a curated record.